Molecule: messenger RNA, 3982 nt
Organism: Atta colombica
Lineage: Eukaryota; Metazoa; Arthropoda; Insecta; Hymenoptera; Formicidae
Product: trichohyalin
Exons: 6
Coding region: 473-3835 (1120 amino acids)
Source: RefSeq, a predicted model, not a curated record
CGGAGACGUGAGGCUUUAUAAAUCGCGAGGAUGCACAUCGAAGCAGUAACACCUCGGCUGACGACGGUGAAAAACGCGCGGCCGCGAUCGACUAGGAACAGCGAACACAUUUUUCACACUUGAGCAUCAUCGACCGGAACUCGCCGCCUCGAGGAAAAUUGCGAGAUUCUUCGACACGACUAGUCGAUGCGCUUCCAGCUGCACUAGCAUCGAUCGUUGCAAAUUGGAUUGCCGUUAAGACUCGAGCGACGGAGACCACCUUGGAGUCGAGCAGACUUGUUCAGUGUCGACGGUGAAAUUUCCAGAGAGAAUUUCGGAGUUCAGAGCAUUUGCGACUUAAUUUGCCAUUGGAGAAGCGCACGUCUAACACCUGGGAUGUGCCAUAAACGAGAGUGACUGAGAGGAAGAAGGGUAUGCGAACUGUACUUGUUAGCAGAGCUUGUAACGAGAGUUAGUGAUCUUAACAAAAAGGAUGCAACCACGGGUGACAGUGGUUCUGGCCACGGUCUGGCUGACGGUGGCGGUUCUGGUAAGAGGAGCAGUCACCCUCCGUCUCUCUCACGAUCAAUACUCCCCCGUAUCUCCACGCCGACACGCUAGGGUUCAACGGGACCGUGCUGGAGUCUGGAGGGAUCACGAUCCAGUUGAGGAUCAACCUCUCGACCUUUGGAUCGGUUCACGAAGGUCGAUCUCUGCGGAGGAAUCAGGAGCUCUAUCUCGCAAUGUCAAAUAUACCGAGCGAGAUUUUGAAGGUUUCUUGAAGGACAUUGUCUCGUCAAAGCGAAUGUACCCCUUUUCAGGCUGGCAGAGGCGAUUACCGAAUAUCGCCGGCGCGGAAUUCGCGGCCGACAAAAUCGAUUACGGCUACGAGAUGCCGGAAACGCUUUCGCGCGAAGCGAAGGUAUCCCCUUCAGACCUUUUAGACGACCCCUUUGUGGCAGACGACACGUUUCAGGAUCAAGGGCCAGGAUCGAUGGAAAUAUACAAACUAGACCUAUCCAAAGAGAAGACUCUACUGAUCGCAACCACGCCCUCCACAAAUUUACUGUCGAGAAAUAAGAGCAAAGCUCCGAAAAAGACGGGUCAUUUGAAUUCAAAGACAAAGACAGAAAUUAAAUCAAUAAUAAGUGCGAAUGUUAAUCGUAAACAAUCAAAUUUUUUCGAAGAACAACGAACCGAAACUCCUUUGAUCAACAAAGAUGCCUUCGAUGUUGGUGGUGUGCCGGAGCUACAGGUUGGAUGCGAAGGUCUCGAAGCGUCGUUGUUGUCCCACAAGACGAAAAGAUCGAUAGAUACGCCUGACAAGGAGAAGGGCGAGGUGCCAGCUCCAUCCGUAUUGCUAAAUGUGUCGCCGGUAUCCUUGGAUCUCGACGACGUUCUGUCAUACGAUGAAGAAGAAUAUGAGGAAAUGGACGAGCUUCUCAAACUCAAAAAACUGGAGACUACCACGAAAAGAAACAAGCCAAAUAGGGGAGAUAUGGAUGCCAGCCAUCUUAAUUCUGACCAUUUGGAUGAGUUUAGGCGACCAGAGAAGUUACCAGAACGAGGAGAUUUGGGUGGAUCCAUCCCAAUAAAUUCUAGUGAAUUAAUAACUAAUCAGAAGACCAAGCGAUCUCUAACGGAUCUCGAAAUUAAGAAUUACACGGAAGCUAAACCAAAGCGAGAAAUGAUUUUAUUGGACGGUGAUAAUGGCGCCAGCAGGAAUCAUGGUCGGCAGUUGCUGUGGCUUGCCGAAGCAAAUAUUGAGGGAUUUGCGGACGGUAGAAGCGAACGGAAGCGCACGAGACGAUCGAUCGAUUGGGGCUUCGGUGAGGAUGAAGGUGCCGUGUCUAGCGAUGAGUUGCAGACCGUGAAUGAACGUCGCAGGCAGCACGAGAUGCGAUACCAUCAAGACACAUCUGUUAAAAGACGUGAGCAUCAUGGAUUAAAUACUGACAUCGAUAAUGUUAGACAAAAGUACGAGAAAAUCCUUGAGCAAAAACGAAGAGAAGAAGAGUAUUUGCGACAAAUGCAACAGGCUAAUCAAAAACUGCCAAAUAGACAGGAGGAGGAAGAGAAAAAGAAAAGAGAUGAGUUACGAAGAAGACAAUACGAAGAAUAUUAUAAGAUGAUGAACGUUACAACACAUAUAGAUAACGAAGAUAUGCGACGGCAGAUGGAAGAAAGACGAAGGCAAGAAAUGCAGGAGACGGUCAGAAGAAACGAGGAAGAGCUAAGAAGACGAGAGGAAGAAGAACAAGCAAGGAAGCAGGAGCAAUACAGAUGGCAGCAAGAAGCUCAAAGAAAAAGGGAUGAAGAGGCAAGAAGGCGUCAAGAUUCAAUGAGAAAUCCUUCCGAAAAUGUUAGAAGAAUAUCAGAAAACCGUCGCAAAGAAUGGUUAGAGAAGAAGAGGCAAGAGGAUGAAGAUGAGAGAAGACGACAGCAACCAUUGAAUUUAAUGCGUGCAGAACAUUCAGUCAGUCAUCCGAACGAUAUCAGACAGCGCGAUCGAGAUGAGAAAAGACGACAGCAAGAAGAAAGACAGCGAGAACAGAAAUUGCGAGAAUAUAUCACACGAAAUCGACCUAUCAAUGUCAAUCAUGCCGAUCAAAGAUCGAAAGAAGAGAAACGACACUAUAGGCUCGAAGAGCACCAAGAUCCGCGGAUGAAUAUGAGUAGAAAUGACGAAGAGUACUAUCGACGACUGAAAGAGCAGCGUAAAAGACAAGAAGAAGAGAGAAAACUACAGGAUUAUAUUAGGAGGAACCAACCAGUGAAUGUGCCAUCGAGAGAUAAUCAAUCGACCACAACUGGUCGUAACUGGUUCGAGGAGCGAAGACUGAUCGAGGAAGCCAGGCGUCGCGACAGAUAUCCCGAUCCAGGAGUGAGGAGAGACCACGGACCGUCGGCGCCUACGUACAUCGAUCCGCGAAGCUCACCAGAGGAAGUUAGACGGAGGCAGCAAGAGAUGGCGAGAAGGUUGGAGGAGGAAAGGCGGCAGAGAUACGAGGCGAAAGAGCGACGGAAGGAACUCGCCAGACGACAGUGGGAGGAGGAAGAAGAGAGACGGUUACGGCAGCAACGGAUGCGAGAGGAGGCAGCUAGGCGAGAAGAGGAAGCGAGGAGAGAGCAAUCUAGAAGGUACGAGGAGAACAGGCAGCAGCUAGAGGUAGCGAGGAUACAGGCCGAGAGAAGGAGGCAGGAGAUAUUCAAACAACGAUCCAAGAACGAAAUUGGUAGGACGAAACAAUUAGAAACUAGGCUGAUCUAUCACCAGAAUCCUCAUCUUUUGGCAGAGCACAGAAGACGACAGGACAGCCGGCCCAUUCCGAGUAAUUUGAUGCGAGCCGAAGAAGCCAGGCGAGCGGCGGCAGAGCGCGAAAGGCAAAGAUUGGAAGCCGAGAGACGACAACAGGAAGAGAGCAGAAUGAGAGAGCACAGACAGAAGGAGACCGAUCAGUGGAGACGACAAGAACUAGCCAGACUAAACUCUCUGCCGGUGAGCGCAAGGAUAAUAGUCCGUCCUGGUGGCUCCUCGCCGAUGACGCCCGUUUCGCCUUCAGUGAUAUCGAGGGGAGGCUUCAACAACGAGAUCGAUUUUAUAGGAAUCAACCCACAUCGCGACGGCGUACAAGUGGCACAAUUUCCUGUCCCCCCGACACCGAAACCACCUGCCCAGAGUCCUGCCCCAUGUGUUUGGGCAGUUGUUCAUUGUUGUUCAUCCAAUAACAAUCGUCUCGUAAAGUGUUUCGAAUCAUUAGGCUGCCCCGGGAUUAAUUGGGAUCCUAACCCAUGUAGAGGGCCUGUUGCGGACGCUGCCAGAACAGAAGUCCUGAAGUUCUAUGCUAACUCAUAAAACUAAUAACAUCAAUAAGAUUCAGCCUUUACUUUUGGAGAGAUGAAUAUCAAUUAGACAAAAAAAAAGAAGGGAAAACUCUUCAACACCGACGAAAAUCUCUCUCUCUCUCACACACACACACACACACACACACACACACACACA